Megalobrama amblycephala (Wuchang bream) is the source of this 2734-nucleotide messenger RNA. RefSeq names its product serum amyloid A-like 1 (gene saal1). NCBI's taxonomy places the organism in Eukaryota, Metazoa, Chordata, Actinopteri, Cypriniformes, Xenocyprididae. The coding region runs from base 575 to 2017 and encodes 480 amino acids. The transcript has 13 exons. The record is from RefSeq and is a predicted model, not a curated record.
UCAUGUGUAAAUGAAGUCCUCCGUUUUCUAAGAGACAACAUGGAUUCUUCCUCCAGGGGGCGCAUGGAGGCUCAGAAACCGUCAUUGACUCGCAUUCAAAUCACGGUUUUUUUUUUUUUUGUCUCAAAAGAGAUAUGUUUACAAUAAAAGUGUAGUCGUUUAAAUAUAUCAAUGCCGAGGACCCGGUGACUGACAUACAAUUUGAAAUCCGACCAAAAACAAGCCCCUGCUCAUCCUAACCAUCAUGACAAAGUGUGCUUCUGUUCCGUUCUGGACAACAAUUUACAGCUGAAUAAUUACACUGAAACACUUUAAUAGCCAUUGAAUUUGUUGCAGAGUAAACAUAUGAGAAAUACUGUUUACUUGCUAAACUGUGACACAAGCCACGCCCGCUUAUGUAAGAGGUUUCGUGCAAAUGCCAUUCUACCCACUUUUAUUUCUUUAUUCUUUCCCAUCAUGCUCUGUGGAGUUGUGAGCGGAAGCAUUCGCUUUUAACAAACCAUAAAGCUUAAAAUGCAUUUUUCGCAAUGAUAUUCGUGGGAAUUUUAGCGUUGGUUGUGUAAAGUCAAUAUUAAUGGAGCACAAUGACAGAAGCUCUCAGGAGGUGGAUGGGGACAGUUGUGGAUCCUCCACCUCAGGUUCGCCGGAGAUGGACCGAAACCCGUCGCCUCCACCCGAGGAAGAUGAGACUGAGGCCGGUGAGGAAGCGGACGCCAUCGGGGAGACGGUGUACAGCAAACAUUGGCUCUUCAGCACCCUGACCCGCCUCAUUGAAAUGGUGACAGAUCAAGGAAAUGGCCCGAGUGAUUUUUCCAUGGAACUGAUGGAUGAUUUGGAAGAGGACUUGUGUAAAGUAUGGGACAUGGCUAUGAAUAAGGACGUGGCUGUUUUUCUUCAAGAGUUCAAGGCUCCAGACAUCUUGCUGGGUGUGAUCGCAAAGUCACGCAGUCCACGGCUCACUGAAAUCUGUGUUGGAAUUCUGGGUAAUAUGGCCUGUUUCCAUGACACAUGUGUCUCUCUCAGCCAGAACUCUGACUUGGGCGCUGUGUUACUUCUGCUGCUCGGAGACAAUGACCCACCUACGCUCUUGGAAACGUGCAGACUCCUGCUAACAUGCAUGUCUCAGCCUGAUGUCGCCCCUCUGUGGCUAGAGAGGAUACGGCAGCAGCCCGCGGUGUGUGGCAGUCUGUGUUUUAUCAUGAGCAGCUCCACGAAUGUGGAUUUGCUGGUUAAGGUUGGGGAGUUGGUGGAUAAGCUCUUUGAUGAGGAUGAGGAGAUAAUGAAGAGUUGGGUGUCGACCCCACCCAGUGAGAGUGACCCACACAAGGACACACAGCAGGACAUCGCAUCCUCUCUGCUUGAGGCGGCCACACAGCUUAGGUCAGAGAGUCCAGAAGCUCUUGAAGUUUAUCUUCAUUCGCUCCAGCUUCUGACUACAGUAGAAGAGGGCAUGCAGGCUCUGGUAUCAGAUGGAGCGUGUGGUCGUGCGUUGUGGACAUUUGUGAGCAAGAUCGUAUGUGAGGAUUUCUGUCAAGCGGACGACCCUCCUCUCAUCCUGCAGGAGCAGAAGGGUCUCCUGGCCCCGGCGCUUGCCCUGCUGUCUGCAUUACACUCCAGUCUGCAAAUGGAUAUCGGUGCAGAAUUAAUAGGAAGUCUUAUUCGCAUUCUGCAGUUCAAAGCUGAAUACUGUCAGAGCCGUACAGCUGGAAGCUCUGAAUCAGGAGAGAGUCAGAAAGAAGAAGAGAAACAAGUGGAAGAUGUACAGCUCAAAGCUUUAGUCGAAACCACAGCUGAGUUCCUCUCAGUCGUAAUUAUGGAACUGACGAAGGAUCUUCUAUCAUCGGUAGUCAAGGAAGGGCACCUGACAGAGGAAGGCUGUGUGUCUGCUGUUGGCACCCUUGUACCACAACACAGAACGGCUGUCCAGCACCUGGUUGGCUUGUUGUCAGAAGUGGAACCGAAACUGGCAGACAUUAUAAAAAAGGACAUUCCCAUUUCAUCCAAUGUGUCAAGCUGAAUUCGGCUGGACAAAUCCAAAGUGUUCUUUAGCUCCAAGAUCUCAAACCCAAAAGACUGGAAAUGAGUUUCUUACCUCCUUGUGAACAGACUUAUCCUUGGUUUAAAUAUGAAAAAAAAUUUGCUUUUAUAGUAAAUGCUAUACCUUAAAAAUGUUUAAAUUGUGUAUAUUAUUGUUUUGUUUGUAUACACAGACAUCUAGUAAACAUAACCUGUUUUGUACUUGUCUUGAACUAAUAAUUUUUAUUUACAUUUUUAUAUAUAUUUCCAAGUGCACUAUUUUUUUUUUUUUUUACGUUAUUUAAUAUCCAUUAUGCUUCACACGAUACCGAAAGGUCACUCAAAGCUUUUAAAAAUAACUUCCAGCACAUGAUAGCGAACAUGACGUGUUUUUUUUUUUUUUUUUUUUUUUUACGCACACUCUGCUGCGUACACUCGAGUGUUUACUGAUGUUCGCUGCUCAAAAACCCCAUCAGGUGCCCCUCAAACGUGCGCGCCACGUCCGGGUUGUGAUCACCUCCCUCAUUUGCUUUCCAAAUGGCCUGCGCUAUCAGAACGGGGAGAAAGGGACUACUGCGCACUUCCCGCGUAUGUGACGCCAGCAGGAAUAUAGCAGCUCUUUAAUUAAGAGUUUGGAUUGAUAUGCAGAGCGCGCUGCAUUCUUAUGGAAAUGUGGCGUGUAGGAGGAGGACCUGAGAGAGACACGGCCAGACACUCA